AUGGUUCACCUCACUCGACAACUACGUGAACGUAUCAUUGUCUGGCGCCAUGAGCAAAACAAGACACUCCGAGUGAUUUCUGAGCUUGCGGGAUGCAGCAUAAGCACAAUCUUUGAAGUUCUCCGACUCUACACGGAAUACGGCACAGUCAUCAACCCGAAUGCUAGACCUCGAGGCCGGCCGCGUACUCUGGACAUGCAGGAUAUGAACUUCGUGCGAUCAGUUAUUGAGGGAGAGCCUGCUAUCUACCUUGAUGAGCUACGAGAUCGAGUCUACAACAGACUACACAGCACAUGCAGUUUGUCAGCCUGA
Gloeophyllum trabeum ATCC 11539 is the source of this 312-nucleotide messenger RNA. RefSeq lists its product as uncharacterized. The record is from RefSeq and is a predicted model, not a curated record. Bases 1 to 312 code for a protein of 103 amino acids. The transcript has a single exon. Lineage: Eukaryota; Fungi; Basidiomycota; Agaricomycetes; Gloeophyllales; Gloeophyllaceae.